Molecule: messenger RNA, 1158 nt
Organism: Cetraspora pellucida
Lineage: Eukaryota; Fungi; Glomeromycota; Glomeromycetes; Diversisporales; Gigasporaceae
Source: the annotation of a GenBank genome assembly
AUGCACAUUUGGCUUAUAUUCAUCUUAUUGUCAAUUUUAUCAUUACCACUUGGUAACACAUUACCUUUCAAAUCACUUAAACCAAUUACAAUUCCAUUAAAGAAGUCGAAUGCAAAUAAAUUGUUUGCUAGAGAUAACCCACCUACUGUUAAUGAACCUUUAACGGAUGACUUUCAUCGCGAUGAUCAAUAUUUCUGUGAAAUUACUCUUGGUGGACAAAAAUUCAAUGUAAUGGUUGAUACAGCUUUAGGUGAUCUUUUAAUUCCAUCUAUCAAUUGUACUUCUGCAUGUGAUUUUAAAAACAAAUAUAAUCCACAUAAUGAUGUAUCUUUCGGAACAAAGAAUAAAACUUUUGGUUAUGUUUAUGGUAAUGGACUUGUAGAGGGAAUAAGGGGUCACACCAUUAUGAAUAUUGGGGGAUAUGCUCCAGGUUCACGACAUCUUGAUUUAUCACCAUAUCAGGAAUUUGGUUUAGUUUCAAUAUUUCCGAAUAUUUUUAAAUUUACUGAAUUUGAUGGUAUACUUGGGUUGGCAAUAACUAAUAAAUUCAAUCCAGAUGAAUCAAAUUUUUAUAAUAAUAUUUAUUUUGAUUAUCUUUCUCCACUAUUUACUUUAAAAAUUGGAAGAGAAGCAGAUGGAACUGAUAGUGAAUUAACAAUUGGUGCUGUUGAUCAAAAUAAAUUCAUUGGUGAAAUUGUUUAUACAACAACAAUCAAUAAUGAUUAUUGGAUACUUCCUAUAGACGACUUGAUUAUCAACGGCCAAUCGUUAGGAUUUCAAAAUCGUACUGGAAAAAUUUCCUCUGCGUAUUCUUCUAUAGUUAUACCAUUUGACGAUGCCAAACUAAUUUACCAACACUUACCUAAUGUUAGAGAUCGUGAUGGAAAAUUUAUUAUACCUUGUGAUAGCAUAAUUAAUAUUGAAAUAAAAAUCAAUAAUACCAAUUGGGCUAUUGAUCAUAGAGAUUUGAUAGAUGUUCGGCAAUUCAAUGACAUAGAAAUAUGCAGUGGAAUGAUUAGGGGUGGUAUUACUGAAUCAGAUAAAGAAUGGAUCCUUGGUACCACCUUUUUAAAAAAUGUCUAUAGUGUUUAUAAUGACUAUAACCAUACCAUUGGACUUGCUAAAUUAAAUUUGACUAAACUUUCUGCAAUUCAUUAG